Drosophila grimshawi is the source of this 3514-nucleotide messenger RNA. It is a transcript of the gene Oga, whose product is annotated as protein O-GlcNAcase. The record is from RefSeq and is a predicted model, not a curated record. The coding region runs from base 69 to 3122 and encodes 1017 amino acids. Gene Ontology annotation, molecular function: beta-N-acetylglucosaminidase activity. The transcript has 6 exons. NCBI's taxonomy places the organism in Eukaryota, Metazoa, Arthropoda, Insecta, Diptera, Drosophilidae. Gene Ontology annotation, biological process: glycoprotein metabolic process.
AGCCGCAUUAGCGUUUGCAUUCGGAAAUUAUAAUCAUUUAACUCGCAUUUAUCCUGAUUCCUGGGAAAAUGGAAGACGGCCACAUGGGGGAAAAAUGUACAACUUUGGAGCAUGCAAGCCAAGAUCAGCAACGUAAUUUUAUUUGCGGCGUUAUUGAGGGCUUCUACGGCCGGCCUUGGACAACCGAGCAGCGAAAAGAUUUGUUUCGCAAACUGAAAAAAAUGGGCAUGGACUCGUAUAUGUAUGCGCCUAAAGAUGACUACAAGCACCGGGCAUACUGGCGCGAGCUCUAUACAGUCGAAGAGGCCGAUCAUCUAUCAAGUCUGAUUUCAUCUGCUAAGGAGGCUGGCAUUGUUUUCUACUAUGCUCUUUCGCCGGGUCUGGAUAUGACGUACAGCAGCCAGAAGGAGAUUGCAACGCUGAAACGUAAACUGGAUCAAGUGUCACAGUUUGGCUGCGAGGCAUAUGCGCUGCUCUUCGACGACAUCGAAUCGGAGUUGUCCAAGGCCGACAAGGAAGUGUUCCAGACCUUCGCCAAUGCGCAUGUCUCGGUAACCAAUGAGAUUUUCACUCACUUGGGCUGUCCCAAGUUCCUCUUCUGCCCGACGCAGUAUUGCGGCACACGUGCCGUCCCAACUGUCGUGGAUUCGGAGUACUUGAACACACUGGGCUCCAAGCUGAACAAUGUGAUUGAUAUUCUCUGGACGGGCGACAAAGUCAUCUCGAAGACGAUAACCAUUGACUCAAUAAGGGAAAUCACGGAGAUACUGCGUCGUCCGCCUGUCAUUUGGGAUAAUCUGCAUGCGAAUGAUUACGAUCAGAAGCGUGUAUUCCUUGGACCGUAUUCGGGUCGAUCGCCGGAGCUGAUACCCCAUCUGCGUGGUGUUAUGACCAAUCCGAACUGUGAGUUCUAUGGCAAUUUCAUUGCUGUGCACACGCUCGCCUUCUGGUCACGCUGCAACCUGGACUCGAAGAUGAACAGCUCGCUGAGCGCCGAUAUCAAACUGGAGACUGAAAACGAAGACGAUCUGCCCGCAGAAUGUCUGUCCAAGAACGUCUAUCAUCCACGUCUAGCUCUCAAAAAUGCAAUUUCUGAGUGGCUGCCGGAGUUCUUUGUGGAGAAGGAGGCGUGGGGACCGAUUACAAAGCCGCAGCCGCAAGUUGAAAUGGUUAUGCCGAUUAUUCCGAUAAUACCGUCGCUCAACACGUGCAUGAGUCUUACGACGACGACAACAACGUCGACGAAUACGCGCACGGUGCCCGAGGUGAACACCACCCAGUUGCAGGCACUGGCCGAUGUGUGCAGCACAGUUAGCUCUACAAUGGCGCCAAUUUCCAAUCCAGUGAUGAACUCUUUGGUUUCACCGACGAAAGUUGUGACAAACGAUGACAUUAUAAAUCCCAUACGCACAACUGUUGCAUCCAAUAUUGAGUUGCCAAAGAAGAUACCCAUUUCCAUAAUGCCAGUGCCCGUCAUGGAGACCAAGAGCGUUGAGGAAACCAUUAAGCUGAGCUGCGAGAUAUUCGAACCGGCCAACAAGGCGGAGCCUCUCAAUGAACCCUCCAAAAGCGAUCUCACGCCCACAUCCGAUGACAUUCUCAUUGAUGGGAAGCGCGAGCAGGUGGCGAAUUUAAAUGUCGACACGAUGUUGGAUGAAAACUUGAGUCUCAGUCCAUUGAGUGGUGCCGGCAUCAAUGAGCCCAUGGAGUGCAGCAGCAUUAACUCUCAGAUUUCGCCCAAGGAGGCCGUCAAACUGGUUACCGACGAUGUUGUUAUGGAGGAAUCGGGAAACGAUGCGAAUAGUAUGCAUGUGGAAAGUUCAUCAGCGUCACCGGAAUCCACUGCGGAAAUGCACGACGAAGUCGAUGAUGACCAAUUGGGCGCCAAAUCCACUGCAAGCUGCAAUAAGAUAACUUUGGAUGAUUUGAACCUGCUUUGUGAUUUAUUCUAUUUACCCUUUGAGCAUGGCAGUCGUGGCCUGAAACUACUCAGCGAGUUUCAAUGGCUGAAAGUCAAUGCGAAUGUGCUGCUCCAGGAUCACAGCAGUGGCAGUAGCAGCGACGCUAGCAAGUCCAUUAAGCCAGAAGUGAGUGAGUGGAUGCAGCGCAGCGAAAUUUUCUCCGAGCUUUGUGGCUGCGUGCAGAAGUUGCUGGUGAAGAUCGCCUACUGCGAGAACAAGGAGAUAUGCCACAACUUGUAUUCGUAUGUGUGGGACAUAUCGGGUGCACUGUCGCUGCUCAAUUGCUACAUCAAGUGGCUGUCGAUGGCAAAAUUUCCGCAGAAUACAUCCUCAUUCACUGAGGGCAGCUACACGUGGUUUAGCAAAGGCUGGAAAGAGGCUUUCAUGUCCGGCGAGCAGGAACCAUGGGUGUUUCGCGGUGGCCUCACUGCAGAUUUGCAGCGCCUGAUGCCUGUUGACUCGGCCAAUGAUUUGUUCGUUUACAAGUUGCCCGAACAGCCGACCGCAAACUAUUAUCUACUGAGGCCAUAUCAGCAUCAGGAUGAGCAACAAAUAAACGCAAUCUGCACACGCACCUACAUGCAAUGGCAGAGUGAACCGGAUGGCGAUGAAAUCCUACUGCCCGCCCAAUUCGCUGACAUUGUGUCGGACGCUAUGGUUGGUGGUCACUUGACUCUGCAUCCGGAACUCUGUUUGGUGGCCUAUGACAAGAGUAACUCGAUUGUUGGCUAUGCCUGCGCCGCUUUGGAUAUUAAUUUGUUUAAGCGCAAUAUGGAAUUAUGCUGGCUAACUGAGCUGCGCGAGAAAUAUCCCAAGACUCUGCUGGAUGACACCGCAAAGUCGCACAAGCUUGUCUCAAGUUUUGUGGAGCGUUUCCACAUGCAUGUCGACGAGGUCGUCUGCCCCACCGAGGUCUACGGCACCUUUCCGGCUGUGAUAAGCGCCGCAACGUUGCGGGAGGCGGAACAGCAUGAUAAUGGCAUAGCCAAGCGACUCCUGACCGUAUUGCUUGCCGCAUUACGCGCCUGUGGCUGUUUCGGGGUGCACGCCUGCGUGCCACAAGAAGAUCGGGAGCAAGUGAAUUUCUACACAAAGGUUGGCUUCGUUGACAUCUAUCGCGAUGAGGGCAGUAAGUGCAUUUAUUUGGGUCGACGCUUCUAGCAGGCAGAACAAAUGCUGCAGUUCCUCUGAAAUGGCUGCCACAGAAUUGAUCACUGCCAGGGAUGCUUUUUCCUUGCUUCGACAUCUGGUUUCCUAUUCGUGUAUAUUCGUCUCAAUGCGCAUUAUUCGUUCUUGAUAACUGGCGUUUUUUAAAAAUAUUUUUUUAUUGUAUGUAUUAUUGUGAAGAUCUUUUAUACGACUUGUCCUUAGUUGCGACCAAUCUCAGUCCUGUGUACACCCAAUUAAUGUGUAUGUCGACUGUGCCCCAUUAUCUAGCAUUUAACUUAAUUAUACGUGCAUAGUUUCUCUUUGCCCCACAAGCACUGAAGCAAAUAAAAAAAACUCAAGAAACUCGACUUAUUAACAAUAAUAAAAUCAACUUUUAUUAACUA